AUUAGCUCAGGAGAUCAUCUAAUAUUACAGUUUCACUUUUGGUCAUUGUAUUGAUAGCCAUGCCUAGUUUAUUUGACCACCAAAGACUACAUAUGGCAUGUUUGGCGGUGGAAAGAUUGCUGAGAUAAUGCUAUGGCAAGACAAAAAGUUAUCAGCUGCGGUUCUCCUAGCUAUGUGCUGCUAUUGAGUCAUUGGAUCGAUGUACCAUGUGUAUCCUAUUUUAAAUAAUGCAAAAAAAUUUGGUUAGACUUUGGAUAUGUAUAAUUUUAAUUCAGGUCAAGGCGUCAAGCACAUAAUGCCCACGCCCCCCUUAAACUACUCACCUAUCUGGACUCUCCCCAACUGCUGAAUAAGACAGCUAUUUAUUUAGUAGCAGUCUGUGAACAGCUCCUACUCCUAGCAACCUGUGACGCCUAUAUAAAAUGCCAUAUCCACAAUCCAAAAAUUCACACUGUGCAAAGCAACAUACUCACCAUAUAUCAGAUUCCUUAUCAAUAUUUUGUCUCGUGUGAGAAAAUCAUGGGUGUUAUCACUACUGGAAGUGAGCGUGUUUCGGCUGUUGCUCCUGCAAGACUAUACAAAGCCAUCGUCCUGGAUUUUAGCAAUGUCUUCCCAAAAGCCAUACCAAAUGUUGAGAGUGUUGAAAUUAUUGAAGGAGAUGGAGGGCCAGGGUCCAUUAAGAAGUUCAGUUUAACUGAUGGUUUGGGAUCCGUGAAGCACAAGGUAGAUAUGGUUGACCCAGAAAACUACGUGUACCACUAUACCAUAAUUGAAGGCAAAGCUUUAUUAGACCAAUUGGAGAAGAUCUCUUAUGAGUACAAAUCUAUGGCAAGUCCUGAUGGAGGCUCCAUUAUUAAGUGCACAACCAAAUACUAUACCAAAGGAGAUGCGCAGCUUCCAGAUGAGUUUCUGAAGGCUAUCAAGGAAAUCUCUGAUAGGUCCACUAAGGCUGUUGAGGAUUAUCUUUUGGCUAAUCCUGAUUACAACUAAAACAAACAACUUAUCACAGAUCCGUUGUUAAUUAUGAGGAAGAGUCCUUCUUGUCGUCUCUGUUGUCAUGUUUUUAUGAACAUUUGGAUUUGAUUUGAAUUUUGAGAUAUAGGUGUGGGAUUAUGGCUUGCAUACACUUACUAUGUAAAAAGAUGAAAUUAGUAAUAUUUCUCUUAUAUAGUUCUCUGCAUCCCCUUUACUGUGUACAGUUGACAAGGAGCUCAAACUAUGCAACAAUGUAACACAUUCAGAGAAAGAAAAGGGAGAAAAUAAUGAACUUUUAUUGGAAAUUUCGUGUAAACACACUUGUUAUCUCCUUACUAGUGUUUCCCCAUGUUUUGAG
Lotus japonicus is the source of this 1333-nucleotide messenger RNA. Its product is annotated as major strawberry allergen Fra a 1.06-like. The transcript has 4 exons. Lineage: Eukaryota; Viridiplantae; Streptophyta; Magnoliopsida; Fabales; Fabaceae. The record is from RefSeq and is a predicted model, not a curated record. Gene Ontology annotation, biological process: abscisic acid-activated signaling pathway; defense response. Gene Ontology annotation, molecular function: signaling receptor activity; protein phosphatase inhibitor activity; abscisic acid binding. Bases 520 to 990 code for a protein of 156 amino acids. Gene Ontology annotation, cellular component: nucleus; cytoplasm.